AUGGAAUAUCGCAAAAGCUCCUACUGGGCUGACUCAAUUACUUCAAUAAUGAGAAAAACCGAAAUGAAUCUUCAUCGCAUCCAAACCCCUCUCCAGCAGCUCUAUGAAGAACAGUCUCGGCCAGCAACCUCUGCUGUAUAUCAAAGCAAUGAUCCAUCUGAUAUCCGAUCAAGACCCAGAACUGCCAAUCAGCCAGAAGACUCACCAAUAGAACCAAAUUACAUGAAAACUCACAUAGAAAAAAUCGUGACCGAUUUUUUAAAAUUCCAGCGACAUGACAUCAAUAGCAUAAACGACCGAUUAGCCAUUCUCGAAACAAGCCAAGCCCAGUCUGAAGCUAAUAAAGAGAAUUUCCAAAAGUCUUUAAAUGCUGUAGAAAAUAAAUGCCUGGCAGAAACACGGAGACUUGAAGAAACUUUUCGUGGGUUUGUGACUCAAGAUGAUUUAAAAAUAGUUGAAGAGUCUGUGAAAAACACCCAUUUAUACCAAAUAGCCCAAGUUGAGCUUGAUUUUAAAGAUCUACGGAGCGAGCUGCAUGGGAUUAAAGAAGAAGCCUUUAUUAUGGUAGAAAACCGUCUCAGAGAGCUGGCAAAAUCAAUGAUAAACCCUAAAGAAAUUCUUGACUUGAAAAAUGAAGUUAUCAGAGAAACAGCUGAAAAAAUAAACGAAAUUGAAAAUAAAAUCAGCCAGGACUGGCAAACACUGCAAAAUUUUAAUUCAGAAACAGUAGAAAUGUAUGAGAAAAAGUUCAGGGAUUUUAAUGACGUGAUUAAUGACAGAAUUGAUGAUGAAAAUAAAGACUGGACCAAGAAAAUUGCGACUGUCAAAAAUAGUAUUACAGAAGAGUGCGGAAAAUUGAAAAGCGAAAUUCAGAGGCUGGAAAAUGAAUUUUCCCUUGGGGAUAUUGAGUAUGAGAUUGGAGACCUACGAAAACAGUUCACAAGUCUGCAAAAAAGUGUUGGGAAUUUUGCAUCUAAACAAGAUUUAGAAGAAGUUAGAAAAUCUGCAGCAAACAGCCAGCCUGUACAAAUAGAUACAGAGAAUUUAGUAGAGAGAGAAGAAAUCAAUGAGAUUAUUAAAGAAAUAAACAAAAGACUCGAAGAGGGGAAACUUUUGCAGAUAGAAAUCAAAAAAGAGCUCGAAGGGAUUGAGAUGAGGAUAAUUGAGCUUGAAAAUGAGUCUUCAGGAAGCGAACAAGGGGAUUUUGAGCUAAUUGCCCAAGAAAAAAAGACUUUUCAAAAGCAAAAAGACGCAAAUCCUUUUAAAAGUGCAAAGGCUGGCUUUGAUAAUAUUGAGAAAGAAAGCCAAAAGUUUGAAAAAUUGUCUUCUUUUGGGGCUCAAGGGAUCCCUGAAGAUAUAAGAUCUCUUUCAGAUAUUAAACCGAGGGAUAGUGAGGAUAGUAAAAGAGAAAGCCCAGUGCUCAAAGGGAUAAAUAUCCCAGAUCAACCCCAAAAGAGCCCUAAAAAGGAGCCUGCAAAAGAAAUCCAAGAAAUAAAGCCUCAGCAGAAAGAGAAGCCACAGCUUGUUCAAAAAAUGCCAUCACCUGAUAUAAAGCCACCCCAAACAUCUCCUGAUAUUAACCCGCAGCCAAUCCAAAAGUCUCCUGAUAUAAAGCCGCAGCCAAAAAUUGUAGAAAACCCAAUAUUACCUCCUGAAGUAAAACCUCAGCCAAAAGCUGCAGAAGCCCCUAAAAUUGCAGAACCAAAGAGUCAACCCCAAGAAGAGCCUAAAAAAAUGAGCCGAAAUGACCUACUAGCUCCAUUUAUCCAACAAAUUACCAAAAAUCUUUUCAACACUGAACUAGAAAAGUGUUUUGAAGAAGUUGCACUUGCCAGAAAAAGGAGCCAACAAUUAACCCAAGAUCCUUAUUCUUCUUAUAAAACUCCACAAGAAGAAAAAAAGCUUAAUAUCAGCAGUGACAGCUUAAAAAAUAUCAGGCAGCUUAAAAUAAGCCCAAACCAUUCUUUCGCGAGCAGGCAUGAUAGCAGUGUUGAAGAAAUCAAAUAUGCACCAAAACCUCAGCAAAAAGUAAAUCAGCAGGCUAAAGAUAGUAAGCCACCAGUGGAUAUUGCAAAAGGAAGCCAAAAAAUACCUGAAAAGGUGUCUAAAGAAAUCCCAAAACAGCCAGAAGUAAUUUCUAAACAAAUUCCUGGAAAGCCUGAAGUUGCAAAAGAAAUUCCUAAGCAACCUGAGCCUGCUAAACAAAUUCAAAAGCAGCCUGAACCAAUUAAACAAGCCCAAAAGCAGCCUGAGCCGAUUAAACAAGUCCAAAAGCAGCCUGAGCCUGUAAAAGAAGUUAAAAAACCCUCAAUAGUAGACGAAAUUCUGCAAAAGAAGAAACAAGAAGAGCCUAAGCUUCCUAAAGAAAUACCAAAGCAAAAUGUGUAUAAAGAAGAGCCUAAAAAGCCUGCAGCUAAGGAUGAAUGGAGCAAUGUUCUAGAUGAAGAAGACCCUUGGGAAGUAUCUCCGAAGUCUUCUUCAAAAGCUCCUCUUCAGCAGUACAAGCAAGAUCCUUGAAGUUCGUCUGCAAAAGCUCCUGUAAAGGAAAGUAAGGCAAUUGUUCAACAGCCCAAACAAGAACUAGGAGAAGGGCUAGCAUUUGAUACUGGAAGCAGCAUAGAAAUAAAUGAUGACUGGAACCUUGGCUUUUCUGUGGUAAACCAAAACCAAAACAUUUUGGCAUCCAAAUCUCCUCAAAAGCCAAAUCCUGUAAAAGAGCCUCCAAAGCCUGUAGUAAAAGCACAAGUUCCUCCUGUGAAAGGAAACAAAAUGAUAAUAAACCCUCCAAAUAUUUCUGACUCUGAGUCUGAUAAGAUAUCAAUUGAAUUUGAUGACUUGCCCUUACCAUUCUAA
Messenger RNA from Blepharisma stoltei, 2853 nucleotides. The record is from the annotation of a GenBank genome assembly. Lineage: Eukaryota; Ciliophora; Heterotrichea; Heterotrichida; Blepharismidae.